Molecule: messenger RNA, 9318 nt
Organism: Dermacentor andersoni
Lineage: Eukaryota; Metazoa; Arthropoda; Arachnida; Ixodida; Ixodidae
Product: facilitated trehalose transporter Tret1-like
Biological process (GO): transmembrane transport
Cellular component (GO): membrane
Molecular function (GO): transmembrane transporter activity
Source: RefSeq, a predicted model, not a curated record
AACUCUCAUUUCUUAGUGAAAGGUGCUUGCAAGACUGCGUAUUAAUUUUUCGUAAUUUUGUUCUCACUGCAACUCACUGUGUUGUUACGACCGAAUGACCGGUGUCAAUAACAUGACAACAUGUAGUGUGCUCCAAUAACCACGGAGCUGUGUGCUGUAAUGCCAGCUGUAAAUAUGUAAAUAAACCCGCUCCUCGACUUCAACCUCCCGACCUCAUCUCCUCAUCAGCAAGCAACUCUCGGUGACAGAGACGGGCGAAAGCGCAGUUCCGCUUAGUCAGCUUGGUGCGACGCCCCGGUAGCGCAGGCCAGCUACGCCGUUUGGUGGCGCUGCGGCAGCGUUCGGCAAGCGACCCCUUGAAGUGGCGCCCCGACUACAAACCACGAACUCCAGAACCAGAAUCCUAACGGUGUUGGGAGCACUCGCAUAUAAGUGUACUUGUCGCACGCGUUCGCGUUGGAGUCGGCGUUGUCGCACGUUUCGACGCCACAGUACCUACAGCUUCAGACGUGCAAGCGGCCACGGAACAUGACACGUCAAUCUUCACAUUUAUCUCCAAAGCUAUGCAGCUGUAUGCCUGGCUGCGCGACACACGAAUACCGCAGGUGUGCGUAUCUGACGUCGUAAAAAAAAAAUAAAAAGAAAAGCGCCGUAAAGUCAGCCCGUACCGUCGGCUUGACAAUAUCUCGCCGCACCUGUUGCCCCUGACGCUUCCUGCUCGAGGAAGGGCACAUCAAAAACCGCGCAUGUUGCCCUCUAUACGCUUCGAGGCCUCGUCUGACGAGCGCGGUCUCUGGUCGGUGGUUCGCUAUUUUCGCUGCUGCCAGAGGCAGCCUCUGCUAUAUAGUGCAUGUAUUUUCACUUCUGGACUGUCAUUUCAAUGGUAUCGAAAGAUGGUGCCUUGAAGGUAUUAAAAGUGCGGCGAUUACCCAUGGACGUCGUCGCUACACAAUGCGACAAGCCGCCGGGAAACCAGGCAGAGGCUCCAGCGGGCGACGAUCGCCGUCGGCCUUCGGUGAUGGCUGAGCAAUGGCGGCGUCGACGGCGGCGGCGUUGGCCGUGGACGAGCACCUCGUGCAACGAGGACUCCGACGGACGCCUGCACAUAUUCCUCGCCGAGCUGGCCGCCGCGCUGGGCGCCACCUCGUACGGCCUCUCCGUCGGGUACUCGUCCCCGGCGCUGCCGGACAUGCGGCAGCGGAUGCCCUUGACCGAGAGCCAGAGCAGCUGGUUCGGAUCGUUGCUCAACAUCGGCGCGCUCGUCGGAGGACUGCUUGGGGGACAGUCUAUCCGGUACCUAGGACGGCGGUACACCCUCCUGCUCUCCGCUGUCUUCCACAUAGCUGGAUGGAUCCUGAUAGCCACGGGCACUGCGGUCUGGAUGCUGUUGCUGGGCCGAACACUCACGGGACUAGCAACGGGUGUUGUUGCGCUAACCGUGCCCGUCUUUGUCUCCGAGGUGAGUCCCAAAGAGAUACGGGGUUUUCUGGACACCGUGUGCACGAUGGCGAUCACUUUCGGCAUCCUGAUGGCCUACGUCAUGGGGAAGUGGCUGCACUACGAUUUGUUGGCAGCAGCAAGCAUCUUCCCAGCUGUCGCCAUGGCCAUAGUCCUGCCCCUACUUGCCGGCUCACCCCGCUGGCUGCUGCAGGUGGGACGCCAGGAUUCGGCACUCAGGGCCCUCCAGUUCUAUCGCGGCCCGGACGUGGCCGUCGAGUUCGGAGCCAUGCACGAAGCUGUGACCGCCGACGCUGAUUCACCACUUACCCUGGUCGAACUGGCGAGGCCCUGGGUGUACAAGCCGUUUCUGUGCACGCUGUGCGCGUUCUUCUUGCAGCAGUUCUCCGGCAUCGUGGUCAUGCUCUUCUACACGCAUGACAUCUUCGCCACUGCCGGUACAGGCUUGUCGGCGGCGGACAGCACCAUCGUCGUGGGUGCCGUGCAGGUGGUGUGCGUAGGCCUCGCUACGCAGCUUACGGACCGCCUUGGCCGUCGGCCCCUCAUGCUCAUCUCACUAGCGGUGUCGGGAGUGAGCCUUGUCAUCCUGGGCUGCUUCUACCACUACAAGCGCACGCUCGGCCCCAGCUUCGUGCACUCUUACGGCUGGCUGCCGCUGUUCUCUCUGUGCCUCUACUUCCUGGGCUUCUCCGUGGGCCUGAGUCCGCUGCCAUCGAUUCUCAUGGGCGAGAUGCUACCCCUACGCCUCAAGGCUGUCGCCACCAGCUUCCUCAUAUCUUUCUACUUCUUCUGCGGUACGCUCAUCGCCAAGGAGUACAACGAUAUGCUGGCGUUGGUCGGCGAGGACGGAGUCUACUGGUUCUACGCGGGCUUCAUGGCCGUGGGCUUCGUAUUGACGGCAGCCUUCCUGCCGGAAACGAAAGGAAAGACCCUUGAAGAGAUUGAAGAGAUCUUCGGCUCCCGCCGGUCUCAACUCGAAGAGUCCGACGACUAGCGACUCGGUGAAUUGCGUCCUUCGAAUGCGUGCAGCAUGAGGACAAAACGACGAGGAGAAAUGUUGGGGCCGGACCUCGAGUUAUUUGUCCUGUUGUGUUUUGCACUACGACCGCAAAGUCAAUCAGACCAAUUCAUUCUAGUCGACAUUUCUUGUUCACGCCUCCCGAUGAAGCUUGUUCUCGCAAACAUUGUACAGGCGGCCACGCCUUUGAAAGUCUCAAGGCUUCUGCAGCAAGGUUCAAGGGCACGGACGCUGUUAUACUUACAGCAACAAUUGAUGCGGGUACGAGUGCUUUUGUGCUUCCUUUCACCACGGUAUCACCCGGACUGCUGGGAAAAGUUUUCACCCACGCCUGUAGCCUCCAGCUGAUGAACGCUCCAAUGGACACACUGCCUCCUUUUAUAUUGCAAACAGUGCGUGCGUGUUGAGUUUGUACAUUAUUUCGCAAUGUAACUUUACGCGUGUAGAGCGUGAACUUCGGUACUGCGAGCAACGCCGAGUUUUGCAUUGUCCAUGCUUCAUACAUUCCACGUUUUUGCUGAUGGUGCAGCCGGUGACUCCGCUACGGUUAUACUGCGGCGCUAGCUUUCUGCGGGGAGCUUCUGUAGUGAACGCCCUACGGUACAUACGGCAUAAAUACGUUGAUAAUUAGAAUAGUUUUAGAAUUUCCGUCCCAUAAGGCCCCCGCCCUGCUCGCUACCUUUAUUACCCUAUUUGCUUGUCUUUUGUACACAUUUUUUUUAUUAUUUUGUAAAACCGGCGGUUUGGGUCCCCAUACUUUAAGUGCUCAAAAUCUAAAUGUGCUUAGUCUUAGAAGUUGCAUGAAAAUGCGUUUCUUAUGUGAACUGACAGCAACUCAAGAUGCAUGAGACAUUUUUGUUUUUUUUAGUGAGAAGAAAGAUUCGUGACGGCUGCUGUUCAGUGAGAGCACAUUGUGCGAGUGGACACGCUGUACUAAGUAGAAGCCGAACUGUCGGUUUACACUUAUCGUGGUUGCGUGCACCAUGUAAUGCUGUGAUAUUCUUUCCUACCUAAGCUUAAUACGAAACUGUGGCCUUCUGAACUGCUCAACAAAGUCGAAUGCAAAAAAAAAAGGGGGAGCUUAGGACACUUCACAAAUGGGAAAGGUUUGGCGUUGGCCAUUAGCAAAGCAGCAGAUGAGAAACAAAAGCAGACAAGCAGUUUGCAUAAGCUUGAAGCAAUGCAACAAGCUAUAAUGACUAAAAAGAAAACGCAACUAAUGACGACGAUCUAGAUAUUUUGGACUAUAUAGGCCGCAUGCUGAAGCGUCGUCCACGUACCGCAGCAGCUUGUUUCAGCACGAUAAGCGGUUGCCCACCGCUACUUAGUCACCAACCAUGGCCGUGUUGAUAAAACUUUUCUCUAGAGGUACCGAACUGAGACGAUGCAAAGCACGAAGUCACGAAGAUGCAGUGGCACCGCACUUAGUGCUGACAUCAGCAAAACAGAUGACCAGCCACGUAUAGCCUUUCGUGCGCGAGCGAGCUCUUGGACGUAUUUAUUGGAGUUAAGACGAACCUAAUUCACGUGAGAUUCGUCGCAAGGCAACAAAUAUUUUCAGCCAAGUUUUCAAAAAGCUCACCGCUGGUGGGCAUAAUUAAAUGUGAGCCACACAACGAAGAAGCAGCGAAGAAUCGCUGUACAUUUUUUGCCCUCUACCCAACCCUGCUACAUGGUUAACUAGGCGCCUUGUUAUAUGCUACAAUAUACGUCAUAUAGCCUCUUUGUUCCACAUGGGCAAAUUGCCUGUUAUGCGCUUCUGUAUUCCACCACUGUAAGAGAAGAUUAACUUUCUUUUCUUUAUGAAAGGAAAGUGGGAUCCGCAUUUGCAAUUGCUCUUUCUUCUUGCCUUACGCAUUCUUGAAAAAGUGCUAAAUUUUGUGAUUGCUAUCUGCUUUUUAACAUGCUCGCACCAUAUAAGUGCAAGUUACACGCAGACACUUUUGAAACACGAAGUGUGCACUGAGACUCAUUUCUUUUCGGCAACAGCACGCCGCCUGCAACUGAGAGCUGCGCUAAGCGUAGCUCGCACACGUAUCAGCGUGUAUGUAGCCUUUGAUACUUAAUGAGCCAUAAGGCAAUUUUCGAGAAAAUUCAGCCUUCUCGAGGCUUUCGUACGCUGAAAGUUUGUGAUAUGCUGCAAGCUACAGCUCGCACAUCCUAUUCAAGUUGCAAAUGACAGUUAUUCACUACUGGCUUUUUCAAUUUUUAUGCUACUCUUAAUCGAAACUUACAAUUCCGCUUUAUGUGUUAAUCAGCAUGAAAUAUUUUCUUACCGCAGUCAAGCCUCCCCGACAAGCCUCCCAAACGUGAUUGAACGUUUGUCUCAUUAGCUCAAUUUUCGGAUCCCCCUCACGGGGGCUCGAUGAGCCUGUCGAUUUGCAUUAUAAUGUAGCGCAUCAGCGACGCUUCUUGCUUCUGGAGAGUUUAUUAAUUUAUGCUGUUCUUAUACCGCUGCUCGAAGGGCAAGCUGACUGCGGCGAUGUACGUACAUAUACCGACAGCCCAAAUUUUCCGCAGCAGCUGCAAAAAUGAGAUGCGAUGUGAUCGCCCCUAAAACUGCACCAAGUAUUUCCAGCCAGCUUACUUACCAGUGGCGCGGGAAGUGUGGAGCUAUGUUGAGAACUCUGACACGAUAAGGUAUAUUUUACAUAUUAAAUGCGCGCAGCCUAUAACGAGAGGCCAAAAGCGCGCAAAUGCAUGUCACAGAUUGUUUCGCGUGUUGCAAAAUGCGGAGUUCUCGAAAUUAAAACGGGUAAUUGAUUGCCAAUGCUAAACAUACUUGUGGCACUUUUUCUACAUUCUCUAUGUGUUCGCAGCUGCAUGCGCGCGGUGAACAAAAAAUGCGCACUCACAUUUCGUCCAACCAUCAACGGAAUUCCGAAGCGCGUCCACUGAACCUUCGUGAGGUCAAGAUAAGCACUUUAGCGCAACUGUUACCGAGUGCUUACCAUUGACAUAGGCGCACGCUCAUGUACAUACUGCCUGUUGCUUGGCCGCUCGGGAACGCCGCGCUUGACAAGGGGACAUGCCUUCUCGAGGCAUCUAGACUAAAUCACAUCCUCACGCCGCACUCUGUGCCUGCACCAUGUCACUUGUCCUAAAGCUUAACAAGGCGCCAACAGCUUAUAUUCAACCAGGACGCGUUUGUCAGACAAUACGCACACGCACACGCGUAUACGUCGUCAUUCUGAGUCCACAGACAACACUAUUGGGUUACGCAUGUGGUCUACUGUAUAAGUGGGCUCAACGAUGCAGAGAAAGGAUAAAUCCCACAAGUCGCGGUAUGGGAUAUAGAUUCUAGCGCGAUGGCAGGCCGCGCUGCUCUGCUCGAACCUCGGACAGACUUUCUCGCGCCUGUGGCUCUGGUGCUGAGUCAGUCAUGCCGGAUUAAACCUUUAUUGCCGUUUACGGCGCUUUGCCUUAAAAAAAGAAACAAAAAAGAAAGAAAAACAUCACCGAUUUUUCCGGGGGAGCAGUAGGGGACGUAAUAGAGGCCCGGCCUGCUCUCCUGGUGCCGUAUCUUCGUUCUUGGCAGGGUUUUCGUAAGCUGCUGUCCGUGACAUUAAAGGAGCAUUUUUGAGUGGUCCCCUUUGAGUGAAAUAAACGGACAGCAACCGCGGUUGAAUGCCACUGCCUGAUGUCAUACCAUGAGGAUUAUUGGCUUUCAUUGUCGCCCACGUUAGGUUAAGUUACCUUAGGUUAGGCUACGUUAGAGUAUAAGGCGUUCGCGGCGUAUUCUCACAGCGGUUACGCAGUGAGGAUUAUUGUCUGUUCGUCUCGGCCACGUUUGGUUAGGUUAACGUUAAGUUAGGUUAACAUUACGUUAGGUUAGCGUACGAGGCGUUAUGGCAGCGCGAUGUAUCCUCAUAGCCGUUGCAGGGCCGUCAAGCAUUACCGGUGGCCUUUCAGCCACUUGCGUUCAACCGCGUUUGCUAAGGCGCUCUGAGUUCUAGGUUUUCAAUAUAUGCGACCCGGCCUCUACUACCGUCCCCACUGCUCCCACGGAAACAUCUGUGAUGUUAUUUUUAACGUACAUCGCUGUAAGGCGCGAGAAAGCUGUGAUCCGGCCCGACUGACUUAGCACGAGCGCCGCAGGUGCGAGACAGUCUGUCUGACACAGCGAUCGCCAAAUGGGGCGUCAGUGCCCACUGCUUCCCCUAUUUCACCGCGCCGGCAGCCAGCGUGGGAGCGUAAACUCGACUCCCCUCCGUAAUGCCGGCACGCCUAGGGACAAACGCAUACAACACGCGCUAAGAAACCUCUUCCGUAGUGCCUAGGCAGAGUCAUAUAUUCAAGGAGCAAAAGCCCCAGCUUUUCUCUCUCGCACCCGCUCUGACUCGCGCCUGCGCACAAACGGCUGGCGAUCCCUCAAAUGAACGUUUAGUUCCAUCAUCUUGGUUCCUCUGUCUUGUUAGACCAUGUACAGUAACAGCCUUUGGACUGUUUACGUGGCCGCGCAAGAAGCGGCUACGGCUAGGCUACACGCAUACGCUCUACGAAGCUUUUAUUGACCCUUUUCGCGGCGAUCCCGUGGGCGCUGCCAUGUUUGAUCACGUGGUGACGCGUUCAUUGCUUGCCUCAACUGCCUCCGUUUACAGUCGGUGUGUAUGACGCCAGUGCAGCUUAGCAAACCUCUGUUUCGGGAGAUACCGUAGACGGUGACUCGGUGCAUGACACGAAGAAACGCGCAAAAGCGCUUUGGAAGCUGAUUAAGCUAUAUGCAAACAGCGCGAGCAGCGUACAUGGUACUUGUUUUAAAAGCGAGGCUAAAUAUGAAUUCCAAGCUAUUUAAACUUUCCGUUCAUGAACUGAAUCAGGAUUAGUGUGUUUUACAUUUCGUUCUUUAUUUGGCAAAUACUUUGAGGCAGCGUCUUGUCACUUUUUUGACUCGGUAAAUGUCCUCGGUGCGGUCACUGUUCGAUUAUUUUCUGCCUAAUCACUCGCGGGUAUGCUCAGUUCCGAUAGAUUUGUUCUUGGUGCGCGCAAGGCUUGAAACGUAGCCUUUUUGUACACUGCAAUACCUCGUAGUAAAGAUGUAUUAUCGCUAGAAACUCGCUUACUCUUCUGGGCCGUCACGAAACAUUCAGCUUCGACCAUUCGUCCGCUAUCGGUGCAAUCCGUCAUUUAUUGUGCGUGUGUGGCGCGCAUACAUUCCAGUGGGCGCCCAUUCCCUUAUUGACACGUUGGCGAUACAGUAGGCGUAAGAUUCCGUGCCAAUUGGGGUAGAUGUGUGCAGAUACUGCGCGCGAAACGUACUAUGACAGGAAGCGUCACUGCUCCCUUUGUCAUUGUUUAACGAGCGGUACUCACUCUUUCGGACGUUCCGGGGCUGAAGCACUUUCUUUGAAGGUUAACGGUACAACGCUGGCAGAUGAGCGAAUUUCCGUAUCCUCGAAGAAAGCCAUACUUCUUGAAGUGCCGGUAGUUGCAGCAACAUUCCGCGAACUUCGCUACACAGAUCCAUUCCAUUCCUUCAUGUGCCAGUCACUAUUUCCGCAGCCAACAACUGCACACGUCUUCAAUCCACAUGAUUCAAUCCGCAUGGUUGUAGCACAGUGCGUCAGCGAAAACUCAGUUGCAUUCUGACAGCUGAUCGCACAGAAGCAAGAUUGAAGCGGUAAUGGUUUCGUAUUCGUUCGCUGUCGCUGAGGCAACGUGCGGCGCGCCGCCGAAAGCGCCAUCUGUUUCUUUCUGGACAAAAUUGCUCCGCGAAAAGGGUCAAUAGAGCGUUCUGCAUCGCGAACGAAUGGUCAGUGUUAAAUGCUUUGGCGCCAUCUGGAAGACAAAAAGUGACUCAAUUUCGCUGCAACGGCCGGCGCCUUCCGUUAGGUCUAGCAAACUCUAAACAGACAAAUUAUGCGAAAAUAGCGCCACAUAAUCUCUAAUAGGUUGUCCGCGAAGGAAGACAAUAUCAAGCGAAAGCAAAUUUUUCUACUUUUUUUCUUGCGAACUCGGUGAAGAGUAAGUACAACGGACGAAUACGGAUCAAGUAUUGGUGCUGCGGGCGCUGCCAUGUUGUCGAGCUAUUGCCGGCGAGGAGUUACGGAGUCGCCAUCUAUCGGAAGCGCCUCGCUAGCGUAGUAUGAGUGAUAACGCGGCGAGCUCCUCAUAGGUUUUGCUGUCAGCGCUCACUGAAAACACCACGCGCGAGCUCUCCCGGACAUUUCUGUAAGUACUUCCGAAACGAGAGAAGUUUUUUACUGUCUAAAUAAUAAUCCGGGGCAAACUGAAAGCACACAAUCGUUUACAGACGCUAUCUCUUUACCGAAUACGUAGAGUGAACGCCACUGCGCGCGGUCGCCGCGAUGGAGUGUCCCGAACCGGCUUCUUGCGUGAAAGGUAGGCAAACGCUGAGAGCAAACUAUGUGAAAUAUGUUCUUAUAGUGUGUGUAUAAGUAAAUGUAGCGUAAUAGAAUGAAGCAUCAAUGCAGCGAUCACACAGAUUCGCAGCGACCGACUGCACGUCUGCAUGCUUGUCCGCGCAUUGUUUCGCUUUAGCCGCGUGCGCGUUUUCGCACCGUGCCAUGAGCUUUAGGCCGCAGAAUAUGAGCAUUUGACAGUAUACAAGCAACCAUUGUUGCGUGGGCGCUAUCAGAGCUGUUCAAAAAUAAUUUCAUUGUAGGGACUUCGACGCCUACGGGGACUGUGAUGUGCCAUCGUGACGAUUCAAUCUUUUUUUUUCUUCUAAAUUCUUUGACCUUUCAAUAUUAUUUCUCGAGUUGCGUCGCACUGUAUGUUUAUCGGUGUUUUCAGCGUGCGAUUUUCCGCUGCUCCUUUUUCGUAAUCUAGUGCAUUAAUUCAUAACACAAAGAUGACCAUAUGCCAUGCUUUUUUUUUAA